Molecule: messenger RNA, 947 nt
Organism: Lycium ferocissimum
Lineage: Eukaryota; Viridiplantae; Streptophyta; Magnoliopsida; Solanales; Solanaceae
Product: remorin
Exons: 5
Coding region: 228-773 (181 amino acids)
Source: RefSeq, a predicted model, not a curated record
CACGUUCACAACGCUGUCUCCACGUUUGAUUCAAUACCAAAUUAUCCAAUUCUUUCACUACUUCUUCACUCUUCCUUUCUUUCUUUUUAGCCUAUCCAAAAAAGUUGUACUAGUAGUAUAUAUAAAGCAACCGAGAGAAUCUCCAGAUAUUGAACAACUAGUUUCCAUUUGUUUUUUCUUGAUUCCUUCUUCUUUCUUUCUAUAUAUAAAUAUUCCUAUAAUUAACAAUGGCAGAAGCCACUGCAGUAGCAACUCAACCUCAAGCAGAACCAGUUGUUGCUUCGAAUACUCCUACCAUGUCUGCCCCUGCCAAAGCUGAUGAUUCUAAAGCUCUUGCUACUGUUCCUCCACCAAAGCCUGAUUCUUCAACAAAGAAAAGUUCAAAGGGAUCCCUCGACAGAGAUGUUGCUCUCGCACACCUUGAAACAGAGAAAAGGAAUUCUUAUAUCAAGGCGUGGGAAGAAAGUGAAAAAAGCAAGGUGGAAAACAAGGCCCAAAAGAAGCUCUCUGCAGUUGGAACAUGGGAGAACACCAAGAAAGCAAAUCUUGAAUCUAAACUGAAGAAACUUGAGGAGCAACUAGAGCAAAAGAAAGCAGAAUAUGGAGAGAAGAUUAAAAAUAGAGUGGCCGCAGUUCACAAAGAGGCAGACGAAAAGAGAGCUAUGGUUGAAGCCAGAAAAGGAGAAGAACUUCUUAAAGCAGAGGAGAUGGCUGCCAAGUAUCGUGCCACGGGACAAGCUCCUAAGAAGUUGAUUGGUUGUCUUGGAUGUUAAAGCUAUGAAAUGUUUCAUUCUCCUUGUGAAUUUUCGUUCUUGUUGCUCUUUGUUGGAUGUUUCAAACGUGUUAAACGUGUUAAGUUUUCCUAGUUUGUGUAAGAACAGCACUCAUGAAGGUUUGAUUGUUACGAUAAUUAUAAUUCCACUGCAGAAAGUUUCUACUAGUACUUA